This is a messenger RNA of Symbiodinium sp. CCMP2592, 1869 nucleotides long. Lineage: Eukaryota; Dinophyceae; Suessiales; Symbiodiniaceae. The record is from the annotation of a GenBank genome assembly.
AUGGCACUGCUUGGAGAAACCUUCGUUGCCCCUCCCGGUCCUGGUCUCACUCCUCAGCCUCCUCGCGCCUCGCGCACCGCGGCCGGUGGACGUGUGGGAGAUACCGCGCCGGGUGGGAUCGCUGCGUUGGUGGCAGCAGGAGCUGCGGCUGCCAGCCGUCGACAAGAGAGGACCCUCUGCCGGCAGAUGCCGCGCAGCCGCAGUGGCCGCAGCCGACCCACGUCGGACCCGUACAACCCGGAGUUCAAGGAUGCUUUCCAGCCCGGGUUCAAGGAGGCAUAUCCGAGCUCCGAGAAGAUCUACAAGGAGGUCGUCUAUGAGGCCACCGGCGAGAAACUCAAGAUCCCAUUCCGCCGCAUCCACCUGACGGACGAGGACCCCGGCUGCGAUCACUUGGAUGUCUACGACACCAGCGGUCCUUCAGGUGCGGAUCCCAGGAAAGGCUUGGCCAAGCUCCGGAAGAAGUGGAUCGAAGGCACCAUCCUCGCAUUCCAACCUUGGGAAACUAUAGGCGGUAUAGGCAUGGGCGACGGGCGCGAGGGCAUGGAUCCGGAGUUCGUCCGCUCGGAGGUAGCGCGUGGACGGGCCAUCAUCCCAGCAAAUCGCAACCACCCGGAGUCGGAGCCUAUGAUCAUCGGGCGGCACUUCAAGGUGAAGAUCAAUUCGAACAUCGGUAACUCUGCCGUUGCGUCGAACAUCGAGGAGGAGGUCGAGAAGCUGCAGUGGAGCUCCCUUUGGGGCGCCGAUACCCUGAUGGACCUGAGCACGGGGAAGCACAUCCACGAGACGAGGGAGUGGAUCGUCCGAAACAGCGCCAUGCCCGUGGGAACGGUGCCCAUCUACCAAGCGCUUGAGAAGGCCCUGCCCUCUGGGGUCGACGGCAUCGCAGAGGACCUGACUUGGGAAAAGUUCCGGGAGACGUUGAUCGAGCAGGCCGAGCAGGGGGUCGAUUAUUGGACCAUCCACGCUGGGGUACUGCUGCGAUUCGUGCCUCUGACGGCGAAGCGCCUCACGGGCAUCGUCAGCCGUGGGGGCUCAAUCCAUGCGAAGCUUUGCAUCUCCAAGCAUGAGGAAAACUUUGCCUACGAGCACUGGGAUGACAUUCUGGACAUCUGCAAGAAAUACGACGUGUCGCUGAGCAUCGGUGAUGGCCUUCGUCCCGGUUGCAUCAAGGAUGCCAACGACGAGGCCCAGUUCGGCGAACUGAAGGUGCAGGGCGAGCUGACCCAACGGGCGUGGGCCAAAGGCGUGCAGGUGAUGAACGAAGGGCCAGGCCAUGUGCCUCUGCACAAGAUUCCGGAGAACAUGCGGAAGCAGCUGGAGUGGUGCCACGAGGCGCCGUUCUACACGCUGGGACCCCUGACUACAGACAUCGCUCCGGGCUACGACCACAUCACCUCCGCUAUCGGUGCGGCCAACAUUGGUGCCAUGGGGACGGCAAUGCUGUGCUACGUCACUCCGAAGGAACACCUGGGUCUGCCAGACCGUGAGGAUGUGAAGGCCGGCAUCAUCGCCUACCGCAUCGCGGCCCAUGCUGCCGACCUCGCCAAGGGCCAUCCCAAGGCCCAGGAGUGGGACGACGCGCUCUCCAAGGCCCGCUUUGAGUUCCGCUGGAACGACCAGUUCAAUCUCGCCCUGGAUCCCAUCACCGCACGGAGCAUGCAUGACGAGACCAUCGACUCGGAGCAGGGCAAGUCGGCACACUUCUGCUCCAUGUGUGGCCCGAAGUUUUGCUCCAUGAAGAUCACCGACGAUGUGCGCAAGUAUGCAGAAGAGCGUGGUUACGGUGAUGUUGAUGGCGAGACUGUCCUGAAGGCCAGGGUAUUGCCUGUGUGGGCUGGCGAUGCUUUCUGCAAAGUUGAGGCUUAG